This is a messenger RNA of Penicillium mononematosum, 612 nucleotides long. RefSeq lists its product as uncharacterized. Bases 1 to 612 code for a protein of 203 amino acids. The transcript is spliced from 2 exons. NCBI's taxonomy places the organism in Eukaryota, Fungi, Ascomycota, Eurotiomycetes, Eurotiales, Aspergillaceae. The record is from RefSeq and is a predicted model, not a curated record.
AUGACUUCCGUGCAAACCUACUACGAACAGGCCGAGGUCUCCAACUGGCUCGAUGCCAUUUAUGGGGACAACGGAAGCAUUGAUCCAAGGACACUCCAAGUCCAUCAAGUGGUGACCACCCACAACGACACCCACAACGACACCCACCACGACACCUGCCACCAUGACCAAACAUCUCUGUCAGAACAAGAGCCAUCUCCGCAGUUGUCUCGUUCCUCCUUCAACCUACAAGCCCUAAGUCCAUUAAAGCUGGAGCACGAACCGCCAUUCCCGAGAUUCCUUAGCAUGGCAGCUCUUCAUGAGCUGUACAAUCGAAUUGGCCAAUCUGACCGAAUGCCGACAUUGGCCGAUUUCUGCAACGAAGAAGCAGACUCGGUUUCGCUGACCACGACUACCACUGACUCGGAGUACGAAAACUGCUUUCUCCCAUUCUGUGGAGCUCUACCACAACCGUCCGAGGAAUCCCCUGCAGCUAGCUGUGCGGCCCCAUCUCUGUCGUCGUCUUCGUCAACCAACCGCGAUCCCCAGUGGUUGCCUCUCGUGGUUGCGCGAGUCGUAUCGAGCAAAGCCCGCAAAGCAUGCCAGGCUUUGAAGAUAAAGAUUGCCCGGUGA